Messenger RNA from Nothobranchius furzeri (turquoise killifish), 8055 nucleotides. RefSeq names its product ATP-binding cassette, sub-family C (CFTR/MRP), member 8 (gene abcc8). NCBI's taxonomy places the organism in Eukaryota, Metazoa, Chordata, Actinopteri, Cyprinodontiformes, Nothobranchiidae. Gene Ontology annotation, biological process: transmembrane transport; potassium ion transport. Gene Ontology annotation, cellular component: membrane. Gene Ontology annotation, molecular function: ABC-type transporter activity; ATP hydrolysis activity; ATP binding. The record is from RefSeq and is a predicted model, not a curated record.
AGCUUUUUAAAUCUCUUGCUGUGGUUUUUAUACAUUUUAUAGACUGUAACUUGCUGCACCUGUUGCCAUUCUCAUCCCCAAACCUCUAAUCUUGUAUAUCCAAUUGAUUAUUUGGAUUUCACACCAUCUAUAAAAGAGGUUGCUCACUUCAGAGGUCACACCUUAGAUUAAGUGCUCUCAUCUAGUUUUGCUCUUUGCUCUCUUGAAUACACCUACCAGCAGCUUCUCUGCUUUCAUGCCUGCACUGAGGGAUAAUCUCAGUCAUGACUCCACAUCUAAAACCUGAACCAGAACCUUAAAGCCUGCCUAAAUCGGAACAUGUGAUAACACAACCUUAGAAAAAAAGACAAUUUUUGAUCAAUUUUCAAAAAAAAUUCCAUUGAAAAACUUUAAAAUAUAACCACCUUUGAAAUCUAAAUGGUAAUUUAUCAGAAAGCAGUUUGACUGAUGACCAAACUCCAAAAUGUAAUUUCUUUCUAAAGUUGUGGAGGAGGUAUAUUGUGCACAAAUCAUGAUAAUCGUGUCUUAACAGCUUCAAGGAUUGUUUCAGAGUAUCUCAUGAAAUAUGAAAAACUGCAGCUGACGAUGAGCACAGACUAAGGAAAACAUCUUUAGUUCUUUUAAAUUAAAAUGUUAAUGUUAAACAUAAAAUUUCCCCUUGAAUCAUUUACAAUCCUGGGUGGAAUUUGGGGUUUGAUUUAAAUGAAUCACACCUAUACCACAGAACCUUGCUGCCAUUCUGAACCAUCACCCGUGGUGUGCCACAGGGUCGAGUCUUCGGAUCCCUUCUGUUUCUUUGCAAGUAGUUCUAUACAGAUAACACUUUAAUGUUUGUGUAUUUAAAAUUUACACACCUCAAAAUACUUGCUCAUUUCACAACUUGUCUUUUUUGUAAUUGAACAGCAUCAGAUGCUCAAGGUUUCAUAAAUUAUUUCUGUCUUGACUGUUUUAUAACUGACACAGAACAGUAGAACAUAUUGGGGAAAAUGAACAUUUUAACACAAUAGUUACUCACUGAGCUUGUUGUAUGUUUACCUGUUUCCUUUUUCCAUUGUACACCAGCAUAAAUGUGACAUAAGGAGCUAAUUGAUGUGCUCUGGGUGUGAGUUUACAUGGCUACCACUGAUGUGAAUUUCUCUUGCUGAGUAAAAAUAACUCUUCAGCUCCUGUUGACAUUCAGACUCUCUCUUAUCCCUGUAAAACACACUGAUUGUAAUUAAUGACCUUUAAAAUCCUCUUUAGAGUCAUUUACACACUGAAAGGUGAGAAACCAUGGUUUUCACAGCUUGCAGGCUUUAAAGUCUAAGCAAAAACGACACUUACAUUGACUUAACAUAUUAAGUUUCUUAAAGUUUCCAUAUCAAGAUGGAAAUAAUUCAGUUAAUAUCACAACCAUCUCUGCAGCUGCUCAUGCUUGGAGACCUUUUUGAGGUUAUUAGUCUGGAUUUACUUGUUCAGAUGUAAACGUGCAAAAUAUUUUAUAAUCAAAUGAUGAAACUCUUUUCAGAAAUGAACCAGGAGUCAAUUCCUCAAACCAUUUGCAACCUAAACAAUGAAAAUGUUGUUUGACAGAGCACCAGUCGACACCCCAGCGGUGAUGCUAUACUCUGUAUGUAUGGCACGCUGGGCUGAGAGAUUCCCAAGCAACUGAGUCUGAGUCUCUCUGCUGGACAAGCCAUGUGACACCAAUUCUAAAAUUGCCAAGAGAUCCCCCUGUGUGCCAGAAAAUAAUGAAAGAAAAUAAUUUAGUUCAUCUUGGAUAACCAAACGUCUGGCCUAAUAAACUAGCCAGGAUCUUUUUGCUUUAAAUCUUUAUUUAUUCUCAUAAAAGCACAUUUAGAUCAUCUCAUGAAAUAUGAAAAACUGCAGUUGUAUCGUUAGUUCUUUUAAAUUUAAGUAAAUGUUAAAGUUUCCUCUUGAAUUGUUUACAAUUCUGUGUGGAAUUUAAGGGUUUAAUUUAAAUAACUCAAGCUUCUAAAACAGAACUUUGCUGCCAUUCUCAACCAUCAAUGGCUCAGCUGACCCGUGGUGUGCCACAAGGUCGAAUCUUUGAACCCCUUCUGUUCCUUUGCAGGUUAAGGUAAUAGGGUUUGUUACCAGCCCUAUACAGAUAACUUUUUUAUUCUCAACAAAAAUUGUAUCCAGAUAAUCCUUUAAUUUUAAGGUAAAAUCCAGAAGAACUUUGAUUGUAUCAUCUAAAAGAGAAGCAAAUACGAACAGGUUUUAGUUGAAAAAGCAAAGCUGGUGCAAAACAAACAUCUGGAAUAGUUUGUUGUUAUGAUAAGAAAAGUUUUGCUUGCAUAUUUCUAAUGGAAAGACAUCAAGAGCAUUUUUAUUUUUUUGAUGUUUGGAUCUAAAGCAUCAUGUUUGUACAUCUGUGUGUGAGCUCACAUGAUCGUAAUGUAUUUUAUCUUGUACACAGCCUCCACUCAUGUAUGUGGUCAGCAUGUAAACUGCUCCUUACACUGAGUUUAUCUCCUGAUCACAUGAGGGUAAACAUGAAAUACAUUAAGUGUGAUUAUUUUAGCCACAGAGAAAAAGGUCUGUGAGGCUUCCUCCAGUUGACAGAUGGAUUAAUAAAAUUGUCUCCCAUGUGGGCCUGACCUGAUCCAUCUAUAAGUCAGCAGCGAGCGGGAUCUCUCCCAAUUGGACCAGAAUCACACAUUCACCCAUCUCAGGAAUUCAUGAAUAUUUUAUUACAUCUUAAUUAACAUGCUCAGCCCAUUUCAUCCAAAUAAAAUGUCAGAGACAGGUUGAGUAAAACAAGAAAAUGUGCUGUUUUGAUUCAGCUCCUCAGCUCUAGCGCAUGCUUCUCACGUACCUCUGUGUGACGUUUGCAGUGUUCAUCCAGAAGCCUACCCCCGAUGUCUCUUUCCUUCCUCUCUCUCUCUCUCUUCGUCGUUCCCUCCUGCCUUCACCUCCUACAUAUACGGCUCUUUUGCUUACACCUUCAGGCCGCCUGCACACUCUGCCCCCCCUUUUCCCUCACCAUCCAAGGUCGACUUUGAACUCUCGUUUCUGAAGAGACAGGAAUAGCAGGUGCACUGCAGAAUGCCGCUACAGCUCGAGUCCCAGCUCCACCAUGUCCUUGGCGUUCUGUGGGAGCGAGAGUAAUUCAUCGGCGUACAACGUGGACAGGGGUGUUCUGAACAAUGGCUGCUUCCUGGAUGCUCUUAAUGUGGUCCCACAUGUUUUUCUCCUCUUCAUCACCUUUCCCAUCCUCUUCAUCGGUUGGGGCAGCCAGAGUUCAAAGGUCCACAUCCACCACAGCACCUGGCUUCACUUUCCUGGACACAACCUGCGCUGGCUGCUCACCUUCGUGCUGCUCUUUAUCCUCGUCUGUGAGAUCGCAGAGGGCAUCGUCUCGGAUGGGUUCAGCCAGUCCCUCCAUCUUCAUCUCUACAUGCCUGCAGCUCUGGCCUUCAUGGCUGGCAUCACUUCUAUUGUUUACUAUCAUAACAUCGAGACCUCCAAUUUCCCCAAACUGCUGUUAGCCCUGCUCAUCUACUGGGUGCUCGCCUUUGUUAUGAAGACCAUCAAGUUUGCCAAGUACACAGAACAUGGCAUCAGCCCCGGGCAACUCCGCUACUGCAUCACAGGACUGCUGGUGCUGCUGUAUGGGCUCCUACUGGCUGUGGAGAUCAAUGUCAUCAUGGGCAGGCGCUACAUGUGUUUUGCCACUCCAAUGGAAGUGAAGCCCCCAGAAGACCUCCAGGACCUUGGCGUCCGUUUCCUACAGCCGUUCGUCAACUUGUUGUCCAAAGCCACCUACUGGUGGAUGAACACGUUCAUCACCUCCGCUCACAGGCGGCCCAUUGACCUGAAGGUCAUCGGCAAGCUGCCCAUCGCCAUGAGAGCGCUCACAAACUACAUAAAGCUCCGGCAGGAGUUUGAAGAGCAGAAGAAGCCUCAGGGCACGGCACCACAAGGUCCAAAAUGGAUCUGGCAGGCUUUGAGGAAAGCGUUCGGCAGGCCUCUCAUCCUCAGCAUCACGUUCCGCUUCAUGGCCGACCUGCUGGGCUUUGCCGGGCCUCUGUGCAUCUCUGGCAUCGUUCACCACAUCAGCAAAGACAAUCGCACCAUUCAGCAGCCGAUGAAGCUACUUGGCAUCUAUUUUAUUUCCUCUAAAGAGUUCCUGGAGAACGCGUACGUGUUGGCGGUGCUGCUCUUCAUCGCUCUGCUGCUGCAGAGGACCUUCCUGCAGGCUUCCUACUAUGUAGCCAUUGAAACUGGAAUCAACCUGCGAGGCGCCAUACAGACAAAAAUCUACAACAAAAUCAUGCGCCUGUGCACAUCCAACAUGUCCAUGGGAGAGCUCACCGUGGGUCAGAUUUGUAACCUGGUUGCUAUAGAUACCAACCAGCUUAUGUGGUUCUUCUUCCUCUGUCCUAACCUGUGGGCGAUGCCAGUGCAGAUCAUUCUGGGAGUGAUCCUCCUCUACUACCUCUUAGGAAUCAGUGCCUUGAUCGGAGCGACCAUCAUCGCUGUGUUAGCUCCUGUACAAUACUUUGUGGCCACAAAGUUGUCCCAAACACAAAAGAGCACUCUGGAAUACUCCAGCGAGCGUCUGAAGAAGACCAAUGAGCUUCUGAGGGGCAUCAAGCUGCUGAAGCUGUACGCCUGGGAGCACAUCUUCCGUGACAGCGUGGAGGAGACCAGAGGCAAGGAGCUCACCAGCCUGCAGGCCUUUGCUCUUUACACAUCCAUAUCCAUUUUCAUGAAUGCAGCGAUCCCGAUUGCAGCUGUGCUGACGACGUUUGUGGUUCACGUCCACAUUUCCGAGGACGCUGAUCUGUCCCCAGCUGUGGCCUUUGCCUCCCUGUCUCUUUUUCACAUCCUGGUUACCCCUCUAUUCCUCCUCUCCAGCGUGGUGCGCUCCACCGUCAAGGCCCUUGUGAGCGUUCAGAAGCUCAGUGAGUUUUUCUCAAGCGAUGAGAUUGGAGACGAGCAGGAGCCUAAAGCCACGCUAACCUCCAGCUGCAGCAAUCACAACCAAAACAGAUACCAGGCGGUGUCGUCCUCUAAGCCUUUCCCUUCGUCGUCCUCCUCCUUUUUCUCCCGGUACCUCCAGCCCCUGAAGGUGGUGAACCGGAAGCGCCCUCCAAGGGAUGAAUGGAACAACUACAGCUCACAAGGGGAGCAGGAGAGCGACGGGCCUUCUCAGGAAGUGGACCGAGACAUCUGCAUCAAGAUAACGGGGGGAUAUUUCACCUGGACAGACGGACCACCAACGCUCUCCAACGUGGACAUCAAGAUUCCCUUUGGAAAGCUGACGAUGAUCGUGGGUCAGGUGGGUUGUGGGAAGUCAUCUCUGCUGCUGGCAGCACUGGGAGAGAUGCAGAGGAUUUCUGGAACUGUCAUCUGGAACAGCCUGCCGGGUCUUGAGUCAGAGGGAGAUGAAAGCCCCACAGACAAAGAUGCUGCAAGUGACACAGACAUCAGGAAGAGAGGUCCAGUGGCCUACGCUUCCCAGAAGCCCUGGCUGCUCAACACCUCGGUGGUGGAGAACAUCACCUUCGAGAUGCCCAUGAUAAAAUCCAGAUACAAAACCGUCAUCGAGGCCUGCUCUCUCCAGCCUGACAUCGACAUUCUUCCACAGGGGGACCAGACGGAGAUCGGGGAGCGGGGAAUCAUCUUAUCGGGGGGGCAGAAGCAACGCAUCAGCGUGGCGAGGGCUUUGUACCAGCAGACCAACGUGGUCUUUCUGGACGACCCAUUUUCUGCUUUAGACAUCCACCUUAGUGACCAUCUGAUGCAGGAUGGCAUCCUGAAGAUGCUGAGAGAAGAGAAACGGACCGUCGUGUUGGUCACACACAAACUUCAGUAUCUGCCACAUGCUGACUGGAUUAUCGCCAUGAAAGACGGCAGCAUCCAGACUGAAGGGACUCUGAAGGACAUCCAGAACGCUGAACCUGAGCUCUUCGAGCACUGGAGGACUCUGAUGCACAGACAGGACCGGGAGUUUGAGACGGAGACGGUGGCGGCGAGCAUGACCGACAUGGAGCGAAAGAACCUUCGGAGGGCCAUGUACUCCAGAGACGCAGCAAGGACCGAGGAGGAUGAGGAAGAGGAUUCCGUUGAGAGUGAGGAUGACGACAACCUGUCUCAGGUGAUGCGCCAGCGAGCCACCAUCCCAUGGCGCUCCUGCGGGACCUACCUGUCCUCCGCUGGUGUCCUCCUGCUCACCCUGCUCCUCCUCUCGCAGCUCUUCAAACACACACUCAUGGUCGCCAUUGACUACUGGCUGGCACACUGGACGUCGCACGUCAUCACCACCAAGUUAGGCACCGCGGCUCACAACUGUACCGUGGUUCAGGCCUGCGGCUUCAGCCACUCGUGGUACCUGUCUGUGUUCAGCGUGCUGUGCUGCCUAGGCAUCAUCCUCUGUCUCGCCACCUCUGUGACGGUGGAGUGGACCGGCCUGAGGGUGGCCAAAGAGCUGCACCACAACCUGCUCAACAAGAUCAUUCUGGCCCCCAUGAGGCUGUUUGAGACGACGCCCCUCGGCAGCAUCCUCAACAGGUUCUCCACAGACACCAACACCAUCGACCAGCACAUCCCCACCACCCUGGAGUGCCUGUCUCGCUCCACCCUGCUGUGUCUGUCCGCCCUGGGUGUCAUCUCCUACGUGACGCCUGUCUUCCUCGUCGCCCUCCUGCCCCUCGCCGUGGCUUGUUACUUCAUCCAGAAGUACUUCAGGAUGGCUUCCAGAGACCUGCAGCAGCUGGAGGACAGCACCCAGCUCCCUCUGCUGUCCCACUUCUCUGAGACGGUGGAGGGUCUCACCACCAUACGAGCCCUCAGGUACGAGCCCAGAUUCAGGCAGAGGUUGCUACAGUUCACCGACGCCAACAACAUCGCCUCGCUCUUCCUCACGGCCGCCAACCGUUGGCUGGAGGUCCGCAUGGAGUACAUUGGAGCCUGCGUGGUGCUGGUGGCGGCUGUGGCCUCCAUCACAAACUCUCUCUACGACCAGCUGUCUCCUGGUCUGGUGGGACUCGGACUCACAUACGCUCUCAUGGUGUCUAACUACAUCAACUGGAUGGUGCGAAACUUGGCAGACAUGGAGGUGCAGCUUGGCUCAGUCAAGAGGAUUAAUGGCCUGCUCAAAACAGAACCAGAGAAUUACGAAGGACUCCUCACUGUUGCUCAGGUCCCGGACGGCUGGCCUCGGCAGGGAGAAAUCAAGAUCCAGAAUCUGAGCGUUCGAUACGACACCACCCUCAAAGCCGUACUUAAAAACGUUAAUGCGCACGUGAGCCCUGGCCAGAAGGUGGGGAUUUGUGGCAGAACAGGCAGUGGGAAAUCCUCCUUCUCACUGGCUUUCUUCCGCAUGGUGGACAUGUUUGAAGGGAGAAUCGUGAUCGACAACAUCGACAUCUCCAAGCUGCCUCUGCAGACCCUCAGGUCUCGGCUGUCCAUCAUCCUCCAAGACCCCAUCCUGUUCAGUGGCACCAUCCGGUUCAACUUGGACCCAGAGAUGAAGGCGACCGACGAAAUGUUGUGGGAGGCCCUAGAGAUUGCUCAGCUGAAGUCUGUUGUUAAAGCCCUCCCAGGAGGUUUGGAUGCCACGGUAACAGAAGGAGGUGAAAACUUCAGCCAGGGUCAGAGGCAGCUGUUCUGUCUGGCCAGAGCCUUCGUGAGGAAGAGCAGCAUCCUCAUCAUGGACGAGGCCACUGCCUCCAUAGACAUGGCGACGGAGAGCAUCCUGCAGAAAGUGGUGAUGACUGCUUUUGCUGACCGGACAGUAGUAACUAUAGCACAUCGAGUCCACACCAUCCUGAACGCCGACCUGGUGAUUGUGAUGAAGCGGGGGAUCAUCCUGGAGUACGACACCCCUCAGGCCUUGCUGGACAGGGAGGACAGCAUCUUCGCCUCCUUUGUGCGGGCAGACAAGUAGAAGCACAAGAAGAGCUCCAGAGCAUGAAAGGAAGACAUUCAAAGUGCAAUUGUUCCAUGGAAUGUACAUAUAUAUUGCCCUUUUUUAUUUUUUAAAUCAUGUAUUAUAUUUGUACAUAAAUACAUUAAUUCUUUAUAAAUAAAACAUAAAUUAUG